UGCUUCACACUGGGAAGCGAUGGUUCAUCAUCUGCCCAGUGGAGGAGACUCCCACCUCCAACCAGGAUGGGACUGCAAACAUGUCUGCCGAUGGGACUACAACUACUCAACAUGAUGGGACUACAACUACUCAACAUGAUGGGACUGCUCAGCCUGAUGGAAGUGCGGUGCCAGGCAAGUCUGCCAAUGGUGGCACUGCAGGGACUGCUUCAGGCAGAGUAUCAGCGUCCUCCUCCAUAGUUAACUCUGUGUCUGGGGGGAGUGGAGGCUUCAACUACGAGGGCUAUGGCCUCUGUAGCCCUCCCAUCCUAUCCUCCACAGACCCUCUCCUCCUGGCUAUGUCCCAUGUCUCAGCUCCCUCUGGCCCCCCAUCUGUCCACCCAGGCCAUCCUCCAGAGGGCCAGGUCCACAGCUCUACCCUGCCCAGGCUGCAUCACACCCAGUCAGCCUUGGCUAUGCCAGCGGCCCCCUCUGAAGGUCCCCGUAGCUCCCUGCCUGGAGAGGAGCACCAGGGGGGAGGGCGUCUUGGUGCCAUCUCCCCCAUCCAUGCCGUCCAGCAGAUGGCGGAGAUGGCAUGUGCUGCCUCCAUGGUGGAGGAGGUGCCCUGCUGCCCACUGGCCAUGCCAAUGUCCCUGGAUGUGAGUGGUGGAGCCCAGGGGAACGCAGCUACUCUCACCCCUCUGCUCUCCCAGGACUCUUCUACCUCCUCGGCCAGAGAGUCCCUCCAACUCUCCUACCCCUCAGUUGCCCGCCCUGACCGCUCCCAGCCGCCUGAGGUGCUCCAGCAGCCCUUCUCCAUGGGUGGAGCAAAGGCCCCCUCGCUGCCCCAGAGCCCUGCCCCCCACCAGCACACGGCAGGGGGGCCCAGUGAGUCGGAUGGGGAGGGGCGAGGGGUGGGGGGCCGAGGGGGCUUUGUGGACAGCACCAUCAAGACUCUGGACGAGAAGCUGAGGAACCUGCUGUACCAGGAGUACGCCCCCAUGUAUCCAUCAGGCAGUGCUGCGGAGACGCCAGGCUCGGGGACGGAGUACAUCCAAUCUCCUCCUGGGCCAGACAGCGCCACCUUGGGUUCAGGAAGCAGCACCCCCCUACCUAUGGGGGAAGGGCGCUACCGGACAGGGGAACAGCUGCCUCAGAUUCCAGAAAGGAUGGACAGUUUGAGCACGUUGAGUGAUUCUGCGGUGUGUGCUCCCAUGUCUAGGAGACAAAACGUACCACACUCUACCUCCUACUCUGGCUCUGGAUCCAGAGGCCAGUUUAAGAUGAUCACAGGCCUUCCUGAGAUGGUGACGCAAGAAGAGCAGAAGCAGAGGAGUUGGAGCAGCGCUGCCUCCCCGGCGCACCCUGCUGGCCAUCUCUCAGACCACCGCAGCGCUGCUUCCCCGGCGCACCCUGCUGGCCAUCUCUCAGACCCCGCAGCGCUGCUUCCCCGGCGCACCCUGCUGGCCAUCUCUCAGACCACCGCAGCGCUGCUUCCCCGGCGCACCCUGCUGGCCAUCUCUCAGACCACCGCUGCGGUGCCCAGGCCGCCUUCACCAUUAUCGGACGUUUCUCAGUGGUCAGCAUCGAGGACGACGUCACCCUGAGGACCUGUGGCAGCCGCUACUCCGCCCCGCCAGACUUCUACCUUGAUACACCCCCCGCCAUGGCCAAACGGGGGUCGUUGCCA
Salvelinus sp. IW2-2015 is the source of this 1669-nucleotide messenger RNA. NCBI's taxonomy places the organism in Eukaryota, Metazoa, Chordata, Actinopteri, Salmoniformes, Salmonidae. The record is from RefSeq and is a predicted model, not a curated record.